CCGCGCUCGUUAUAAACGCCUUUAGGGGAGACCAGUCAUCUAGUGAGCUUUGUGGUGUUCGCAUCCAGCAGGCCGUUCAAACAAAAUUUCUUCCUUGAUCUGUUCGGAAAAUCUGGCGAUGGGCCCUAGCGGAGACGUAUGCAAUGCCGGAUUCUCUGUUAUGCCACAGUACUCAUGUACUGAGGCAGCAGGUUCACAUGGCAUUGCUGCUAUUCAAUUGUUGUCGUACGUCCUUUGAAGGCUAUAUGGAUUUUGCAUUCGUCGCACGUCCUAUCGGUGCACAUGAGCACAUACUUCUAGUGUAAAUGGACUGUCAGCCUCAUUCAUGCAAUCAGACAGAAACUUCCCUCAUAGUCAUGCGAUCAUUCUCCGCCUUUUUGUUUGCAGUUCUCAUCACGGCCAGCAGGUCUACCUCAUGGGCCUCGGUCACCAUCCCAUUGACAAAGCUUGAGCGUACUGGGUCGUACCUUCAAGGCUCUCCACACGCUGAUGGUGCCCGAGCGUCGUUCUUAGAGACAACCAGUGGCCCAAAGACUAUCCCGGCCACAAACGUGGUAUACAUACAGUACACCAUGAGCGUUGGUGUCGGCAGUCCCCCCACCUACUACGAUUUAACGGCGAGCCUUGGGAUGCACAGGUGACCAGUCCCAUUAGCUGUUGACUGAUGAUGCCAUGAGUAUCAUUCUAUGUCUCUUUACUGCUG
This is a messenger RNA of Suillus plorans, 703 nucleotides long. RefSeq lists its product as uncharacterized. Lineage: Eukaryota; Fungi; Basidiomycota; Agaricomycetes; Boletales; Suillaceae. The transcript has a single exon. The record is from RefSeq and is a predicted model, not a curated record. The coding region runs from base 306 to 641 and encodes 111 amino acids.